Sphaeroforma arctica JP610 is the source of this 158-nucleotide messenger RNA. RefSeq lists its product as hypothetical. The annotation marks the transcript as partial. NCBI's taxonomy places the organism in Eukaryota, Ichthyosporea, Ichthyophonida. The record is from RefSeq and is a predicted model, not a curated record. The transcript has a single exon.
GUCGAUAUACAGGUGGAUUUGCUCCGAUUCGACUGUACGAAGACGUAACAUUUGUCGACCGCACAGAAUGGUUUGAGCGCGAGAGUGUCAAGACCUAUCUCGGAGACAAGCGCUGCAGUCUGCAAUUGGAGGAGAGCGUCGAACACACCGACAGAUAA